Molecule: messenger RNA, 249 nt
Organism: Miscanthus lutarioriparius
Lineage: Eukaryota; Viridiplantae; Streptophyta; Magnoliopsida; Poales; Poaceae
Source: the annotation of a GenBank genome assembly
AUGGCCAUCGAGUACGAGUCCAGGGACGGCGACCUGGGCGCCGUGGAGCUGCAGAUGCAGAGUGGCGCGGCGUGGGCGCCCAUGGAGCGCUCCUGGGGCGCGGUGUGGCGCUACCAGUCCGGCUCCAGCCUGCAGGGCCCCCGCCUCACCUCCGGCUCCGGCAACACCCUCGUCGCCAGCAACGUCAUCCCCGCCGGAUGGCAGCCCGGCAACACCUACCGCUCCGUCGUCAACUUCGGAACAAACUGA